This is a messenger RNA of Aspergillus sclerotioniger CBS 115572, 757 nucleotides long. RefSeq lists its product as uncharacterized. NCBI's taxonomy places the organism in Eukaryota, Fungi, Ascomycota, Eurotiomycetes, Eurotiales, Aspergillaceae. The transcript has a single exon. The record is from RefSeq and is a predicted model, not a curated record. The coding region runs from base 91 to 405 and encodes 104 amino acids.
AGCGCAGCCACAGGGGAUGACCACGCCAUCUACCCCCUCUGUAACCGUUUCACGGACUUCAUCCUCGUCUGCCUGGGUCUGCCCUUCGCCAUGACUUUGAUCCUUCCUGCGGUCGCGAUGGGUGUGGACCCCUUUUCUACCCCAGCAGCAUGUUUGUUCCUCGUCGAGUUCACCUGGACUAUCAUGUACGAGACCAUCUACGCGUACCAGGACGUUCAGCAUGACAUGACGUCCAGGCUGAAGUCAAGUCCAUGGCUGUGCGGUACAGAUCUUCCACUAAGACCAUUGCCUCGGUGUUGGGCGUGUUUAUGGUCGGGUUCUUGGUCGCCGUGGGGCUGUUGGCUGACCUGUCUGGGCUUUACUACCUUGUGGGUUGUGGUGGGACUGCGCUUUCGUUGGUGGUGAUGAUUUAUUCGGUGGAUUUGACCAAGCCCGCGAGUUGUCUGUAUUGGUUCCGCACAGGGUUUUUUAUUGUGGGUGGGAGUAAGUCGGCGGGGUUUUUGGUUCAGUAUUUGAUUGAUCUGUUAGGCUGAGUGGAGUGAGUACUCUACUAUAUAGUGCUAAUAGUGGCUUGAACAGGUGCUGGGGCGUGUGGAGAUGGUCAAACACUCUUGUGAUACACACUAUUUAAGUACCCUCAUAGCCACACGUAGUAAAGGCUCCAACACGCCAACACCAUGUUCUCCGCAAUCCAUGCUCAGUCCAACUGCAACGAUCUCUCAUCAAAGUCCGAAUGGGGAUAAUACCACUGCUCAAC